GAGCCGAGCUGUGCCGGGCUGAACUGAGCUGGGCUGUACCGGGCGGAGCUCAGCUGAGCCGAGCUGUGCCGGGCUGAACUGAGCUGGGCUGUGCCGGGCGGAGCUCAGCUCUGCCGGGCUGAACCGAGCCGGGCUGUGCCGGGUGGAGCUCAGCUGAGCUGGGCUGAACCAAGCCAGGCAGAGCAGAGCUGGGCUGUGCCGGGAGGAACCGGACUUAAACCAAGCCGAGCUGAACUGAGCCGAACCGGAUUGAGCCGAGCCGCGCUGCGCGGGCAGCAGGAAGGAAGGAGAAGAUCUCAUCAUAUCCAGGAUACAAGUGGAACAACAACCUGCUGCAACCUGGCCAUGCGCUGAUGAAAAGUUGUUCUGGGUUUUGUAGCAGCCCCAGACUUUUGUACGAGGGGCUGAUGGAAACUCAUUGCUCCACACUGCUGGGGAGGAGAGAAGACACUCAAGCAAAAGGGCUCCUCUUGGUUCCUCAAGUUUUCCUCUCUCCUUGAUGGUCUUGCUUCCUGUGUCCUUGAACAGAGAGGCAGGUUUUGAAGUCAGCCUGGCCAGAGGAACAGUUAUUUCUUCAGCUGAGAAAAACCUUUCCAUGCUGUCCACAACAGUGAUGAAAAGAGAAGCCCCUCUUAGAGACUGAACUUAUCUGUCAGAAGAAUACCAUUUACAGGACUUGUCAUGUCUCCCUUCCUGCGUAUUGGUUUGUCCAACUAUGACAGUGGCCCUUACCUGCCGUCCCAAGGGGAGGUGAUUAACCCCUACUGUGCUGUGAUGGUUAAAGAAGCCGUGGAGUCAGAGAAUGGCCAAGUGUACGUGCAGAAGAAGCCCACCAUGUACCCACCGUGGAACAGCACUUUUGAUGCCCACAUUAACAAUGGCCGGGUCAUGCACAUCGUGGUCAAGGACAAAAGUGCUGAAAUGGUCUCGGAGACAACAGUGGAGCUCAAGGUGCUGGCAGAGAGGUGCAAAAAGAGCAAUGGGAAGACAGAGAUAUGGCUAGAACUGAAGCCUCAAGGGCGAAUGCUGAUGAAUGCAAGAUACUUCCUGGAAAUAAGUGAUGCAAAGGACCUGGCUGACUGCGAGACUGAAGGCUUCUUCUCCUUGCACCAGCGCAGGGGAGCCAUCAAACAGGCCAAAAUCCACAACGUCAAGUGUCAUGAGUUUACAGCCACCUUCUUUCCACAACCCACUUUCUGCUCUGUGUGCCACGAGUUUGUGUGGGGUCUGAAUAAACAAGGCUAUCAAUGCAGACAAUGUAACGCUGCCAUUCAUAAGAAGUGCAUUGACAAAGUAAUAGCCAAGUGUACAGGAUCAGCAAUCAAUAGCAGAGAAACAAUGUUCCACAAGGAGAGGUUCAAGAUAGACAUGCCUCACCGCUUCAAAGUCUACAACUACAAGAGCCCCACCUUCUGUGAGCACUGUGGCACCCUCCUCUGGGGCCUGGCACGGCAGGGGCUGAAGUGUGAUGAGUGUGGCAUGAAUGUCCACCACAAAUGCCAGACAAAAGUAGCAAAUCUUUGUGGAGUGAACCAGAAACUAAUGGCUGAAGCUCUGGCAAUGAUAGAGAGCACUCAGCAGGCUCGCUGCCAGCGUGACAGUGAACAGAUCUCCAGGGAUGGACCUCUGGAAAUCGGCUUCCCUGUCCCUGUGAAGGAUGUGACACCACUUCAGGCCUUGCCAGCAUCCACAAAAAAAGAGCCACAAGGCAUCUCUUGGGAGACUCCAGUGGAGGGCACAGUGAAGGGGGAGUCUCUCAUAGAGUCAGACUUGGGAGGACAGUCCCAGGAACAGCAGGAGCACCAAGUGCAGUUAAAACUGACCAUUGAAGAUUUUGUCCUACACAAGAUGCUGGGGAAGGGCAGUUUUGGCAAGGUGUUCCUGGCCGAGCUGAAGAGCACAGACCAGUAUUUUGCUGUGAAAGCCCUGAAGAAGGACGUGGUGCUGAUGGAUGAUGAUGUUGAGUGUACAAUGGUGGAGAAGAGAGUCCUCUCCUUGGCUUGGGAGCAUCCAUUCCUCACUCAUGUCUUCUGCACGUUCCAGACCAAGGAAAACCUCUUUUUUGUGAUGGAAUACCUCAAUGGAGGAGACCUCAUGUUCCAUAUCCAGAGCUGCCAUAAGUUCGACCUUCCCAGAGCAACGUUUUAUGCUGCUGAAAUCAUUUGUGGUCUCCAGUUCCUCCAUUCCAAGGGCAUAAUAUACAGAGACUUGAAGCUGGACAAUGUCCUCCUGGACAAUGAGGGGCACAUCAAAAUUGCUGACUUUGGGAUGUGCAAGGAGAACAUGUUUGGAGAUGCAAAGACAAGCACUUUCUGUGGGACUCCUGACUAUAUUGCCCCUGAGAUACUGCUGGGGCAGAAGUACAACACCUCCGUUGACUGGUGGUCCUUUGGUGUCCUCCUGUAUGAGAUGCUCAUUGGCCAAUCCCCUUUCCACGGCCAAGAUGAGGAGGAGCUUUUCCAGUCCAUCCGUAUGGAUAACCCCUUCUACCCUCGCUGGCUGAACAAGGAUGCAAAGGACAUUUUGGUGAAGCUUUUUGUAAGAGAGCCUGAGAGGAGACUGGGAGCAAGAGGGAACAUCCGCCAGCACGCCUUUUUCCAGGAAAUCAACUGGGAAGCUUUAGAAGAGAGAAGGAUGGAGCCUCCUUUCAAACCAAGAGUGAAAUCUCCAAGUGACUGUAGCAACUUCGACAAGGAAUUCCUAAAUGAAAAACCCAGACUGUCCUGUGCUGACAAAGCACUGAUUAACAGCAUGGACCAAAAUAUGUUCAGCAACUUCUCUUUUGUGAAUCCUAAAAUGGAGAAAAUAUUUUCCUGAGAUCUGCCUUACUGAAGGAAUUCUCUGUAAUGAUUUCAGUAGCACUUUGUCAACUGAAGACUGUGCAUGGUUAUUUUUAUCAAGAACCCUCCAGAAAGAAAGCACCUCAGUGAAAGUUUGUACCAUGCCUGGAGGCUUCUGACUUAUUCCAGUCAAUAGCAGAAGCCAGCCCACUCCUCAUUGAUGAUAAAGUUUCUUUGUGGCAUCUUU
Molecule: messenger RNA, 3027 nt
Organism: Parus major (Great Tit)
Lineage: Eukaryota; Metazoa; Chordata; Aves; Passeriformes; Paridae
Gene: PRKCQ
Product: protein kinase C theta
Exons: 19
Coding region: 682-2817 (711 amino acids)
Biological process (GO): protein phosphorylation
Molecular function (GO): ATP binding; diacylglycerol-dependent serine/threonine kinase activity
Source: RefSeq, a predicted model, not a curated record